AUUUUUUAUGUAAGAAUAAUUAACAUAAUUGGACAAAAAAAAAUGGAUAUAACUUUAAAUUCCAAUUCAGAAAAUGACUCCAAAAAUCCAGAUGAUUUAAUUCUUUCGAAUGAUCCAUUACACCCCGCAAUUCUUAUCCCUGAAUUAUGUAAAUUAUUUUAUCAUUUAGGUUGGGUUACUGGGACUGGAGGUGGAAUUUCUAUUCGAAAAGAUGAAUUGGUAUAUAUUGCUCCAUCAGGAGUUUCAAAAGAACGUAUGAAACCACAAGAUAUGUUUGUAUUGCAUCUUUCAACACGUAAAAUCUUACGCGCACCUCCGGUUUAUCGACCAUCAGCUUGUACACCAUUAUUUUAUAACGCGUACACAAUGCGUAAUGCUGGUGCAUGUGUUCAUACUCAUUCACAAAAUGCUCUAAUGGUAACUUUAGUUUAUCCUGGAGAUGAAUUUAUUAUUACACAUCAAGAAAUGAUUAAAGGGAUUAGACGAGGAAGCACAAAAGAAAAUUUAAAAUAUAAUGACAUGUGCAUAGUACCAAUUGUUGAGAAUACUCCGGAAGAAGUAGAUUUAACUGAUAGAAUGGCAAAGGCUAUGGAAAAAUAUCCUGAAACUAAUGCUGUUCUCGUAAGACGUCAUGGUGUUUAUGUAUGGGGAGAAUCUUGGGAAAAAGCAAAGACUAUGACAGAAUGUUAUGAUUAUUUGUUUGAAAUUGCAUUAAAGAUGAAAAGUAUUGGAUUGGACCCAAAGAAAAUACCCGAUUAAAAGUGGUGAAGUAUCACUUUUUAAGUACAAGACUUGAAGAAUAUAAUCUUUAAAAAAAAUAUAUAUAGUAAAUUAAAAUUAUAAUCUUAAAAAAAAAAUACAGUAUAUAUUAAUAUAAUAUUAACAUUGACAUUGAAAUUGAAAUG
Messenger RNA from Rhizophagus irregularis DAOM 181602=DAOM 197198, 905 nucleotides. RefSeq lists its product as uncharacterized. Gene Ontology annotation, cellular component: cytoplasm. Gene Ontology annotation, molecular function: methylthioribulose 1-phosphate dehydratase activity; metal ion binding. The record is from RefSeq and is a predicted model, not a curated record. Lineage: Eukaryota; Fungi; Glomeromycota; Glomeromycetes; Glomerales; Glomeraceae.